Messenger RNA from Aspergillus oryzae RIB40, 456 nucleotides. Its product is annotated as ribonuclease H2 subunit C. Gene Ontology annotation, cellular component: ribonuclease H2 complex. Gene Ontology annotation, biological process: RNA catabolic process. The record is from RefSeq and is a predicted model, not a curated record. The coding region runs from base 1 to 456 and encodes 151 amino acids. The transcript has 3 exons. Lineage: Eukaryota; Fungi; Ascomycota; Eurotiomycetes; Eurotiales; Aspergillaceae.
AUGUUCGCUGUCCAACCUCAGCAAGAGUCCUCAGGAUCAGAAGACGUGAAUUCAACAAAGAACGUUACUCCCAAUAUUCUUCCUUGUCGAAUUCAUCAUGACGGUCCUGUUGGGCCCCUGGGCCGCUACUGGAAGUCCGAAACCGAUGAAAAAGAUAAAAACCUACAAACUGCCUACUUCCGCGGCCGUAAGCUGCGAGGUCGGCGUGUUGCAAUUCCAGAAGGUUAUGAAGGGAUUGUCGCGCUCCCAACAGAGCGUGUAAUGCCAUCGACGCAACGCAACGCAAAUUCUACGAUCAACGAGGAAACGGAACAGGAAGAACCAGUCAAGAUCCUGGAGAAACAGGCUACUUUCAAUGAAUAUGUGGUGUGGGGUCAUGAACUGACACCUGCGGCGGAUGACUCCUUCGUCAAGGGAGUUGAAGAGUGGCUGAAAUUGGCAGAAGCGGUGGGUUAA